AUGACGCUCCCCCUUCCAGAUAGGUCCACAAAACUCCCCCUUUUACAUGGGAAUACCACACUCUCUGGAGCACUCGACCAGGACAGCCGCAACAUCCUUUUCGAGCUAGAUUACCCACAGAAGCAGCUUGACUUUUUCUUCUACCUCUGGGAGCAUCAGAAGGAUCUUGAGAAACUUGUCUCAUUUCACCUAGGAGUUCCUACCGAGACAUGCAAAGUCGCAGAAGAUUUUCGAGAGUGGGUUCGAGGCAGCUUCAAUGCCUGUAUACCUGUCUAUAUCGACGACAACUCUGAUCCUACCUCCUCUCCCGAUGACCCUCGCCGUGACCCUCUGAACGAUACCCAUCUCAACGACACGCAUCCCAACCCCGUCAAGAAGGUAUUCAUUAGAUUCCCUCUGCCGUACAAGGUUGGAGAGUCUCCAUAUCCUGGUAACGCAGAGGAAAAGCUCCGCUGUGAAGUCGGUACCUAUAUCUGGAUUGAGAGUAACUGUCCGGAUAUUCCUAUACCGUAUCUUAGAGGAUUCGGCUUUUCUGAUGGUCAAAGUUUUACUGUGCCGGAAAACGCGUCUCUUUCGGCACGAAUUGCAUGGUCCUUUCGACGCGCGGCAUCGUGGCUUUUUGGAUAUCCUGCUCCGUCCCGAUAUAUCCGCCAACGAUCACCAGUCUCCAUGAAUACUGGAUAUAUGAUUGUGGACUGCGUUACAGAGGGUGAGAUGCUCUCUGUAACCUGGGACUUCCAGCGUAGGAAUAAAGACCGAAGGACCAAUCUCUUUACUGGUCUAUCUCGAAUCAUGCUAUCGUUGGCUCGGGUACCACUUCCGCGCAUCGGAUCCUUCACAAUUGACAACGAUGGCGUCCUAAGCCUUACCAACCGGCCCCUAACAUGUACCCUACAGCAAUUGGAGAACUAUAACAUCCCAACAGAGAUCCCAAGGAACCUAACUUAUGUUACCACCGACGCAUACCUGCUGGAUCUUCUUGCAUGCCACGAUAACCGAAUUCGGUAUAUGCCAAAUUCCAUACUCGAUAUAGCGGACGGCCAAGAGCAACUUUCGGCUUUAACGAUGAUGCGAGCUCUUGUUCGACAUUUUACUAAUCGCAAGCUCCGAAGUGGACCGUUUUUCUUAAUGCUUACUGACCUCCAUCAAAGCAAUAUCUUUGUCAACCGUGACUGGCACAUCACAUCGAUCAUUGACCUUGAGUGGGCUUGUGUUCUGCCGAUAGAGAUGCAGCAUCCACCAUAUUGGCUGACUGGGGCGUCGAUAGAUAGGCUUGUUGGAGAAGAACUCGAAGCUUUUGAAAGCGUACAUGCAGAGUUCAUGGCAAUCUUUGAAGAAGAAGAGCAGCGCUCAUUCACAAAGGAUGGGAUUUCACACUCUCGUAUUAUGCGCAACGGCUGGGAAACUGGGAAUUUCUGGUACUUUUCUGCCUUGGACUGUCUGAACGGGCUCUACCAUCUCUACAUAUCACAUAUUCAGGGGAUAUUUGCUCCCAUGGAAAAUUCCGAAUUCAACCGGACUGUGUCCGCGUACUGGACCCGUCACACGGAGGAGUUCUUGCGCGAGAAAGUAAGGGAUCAAGAAGAGUAUUCAAAUUGUCUCCGCAAAAGAUUCGCGGCUGAGGUUGACAAGUAGACUAGACGACCUUAGCCUAGAGAGAACUGGGCCAAAGCAUGUUGAGAACCUAAUUGUGCCUCCACCCUACCCAG
Mytilinidion resinicola is the source of this 1709-nucleotide messenger RNA. RefSeq lists its product as uncharacterized. Lineage: Eukaryota; Fungi; Ascomycota; Dothideomycetes; Mytilinidiales; Mytilinidiaceae. The record is from RefSeq and is a predicted model, not a curated record. The transcript has 2 exons. Bases 1 to 1635 code for a protein of 544 amino acids.